AUGGUUUCUGCCAAGAAGGUACCCGCGAUCGCUACGUCCUCCCGGGUCAGUUUCGCCCUCCUGCACUUCCUGUGCCUGGCGGCUUGUUUAAACGAAUCCCCAGGACAGAACCAAAAAGAGGAGAAAUUAUGCCCGGAAAAUUUUACCCGCAUCCUGGACAGCUUACUCGAUGGUUAUGACAACAGGCUGCGUCCUGGAUUUGGGGGUCCAGUUACAGAAGUAAAAACUGACAUAUAUGUCACCAGCUUUGGACCUGUCUCUGAUGUUGAAAUGGAAUACACAAUGGAUGUGUUCUUCAGACAGACAUGGAUUGACAAAAGACUAAAAUAUGAUGGCCCCAUUGAAAUUUUGAGACUGAACAAUAUGAUGGUAACAAAAGUAUGGACCCCUGAUACUUUCUUCAGGAAUGGAAAGAAAUCUGUUUCACAUAAUAUGACAGCUCCAAAUAAACUUUUUAGAAUUAUGAGAAAUGGCACUAUUUUAUACACAAUGAGACUCACUAUAAGUGCAGAGUGUCCCAUGAGAUUGGUGGAUUUCCCCAUGGAUGGUCAUGCAUGCCCUUUGAAAUUUGGAAGUUAUGCAUAUCCGAAGAGUGAGAUGAUUUAUACCUGGACAAAAGGUCCUGAGAAAUCAGUGGAAGUUCCAAAGGAGUCUUCCAGCUUAGUCCAAUAUGACUUGGUGGGGCAAACUGUAUCAAGUGAAACUAUCAAGUCCAUUACGGGUGAAUAUAUUGUUAUGACAGUUUAUUUCCACCUCAGACGGAAGAUGGGUUACUUUAUGAUUCAGACAUACAUUCCAUGUAUUAUGACAGUGAUUCUUUCUCAAGUUUCGUUCUGGAUAAACAAGGAAUCAGUUCCAGCUAGGACUGUAUUUGGAAUAACCACAGUCCUCACCAUGACCACACUGAGCAUCAGCGCGCGGCAUUCUUUGCCCAAGGUGUCCUAUGCUACUGCCAUGGAUUGGUUCAUAGCUGUCUGCUUUGCUUUCGUAUUUUCUGCCCUUAUUGAGUUUGCUGCUGUCAAUUAUUUUACCAAUAUUCAAAUGGAAAAAGCCAAAAGGAAGUCCUCAAAAGCCCUCCAGGAAAUACCAGUGGCUCCCGUGCAGAGAGAAAAGCCUCCCGAAGCACCUCUGCAGAACACAAAUGCCAGUCUGAACAUGAGGAAAAGAUCAAAUGCCUCGGUUCACUCUGAAUCUGAUGUUGGCAACAGAACUGAGGUGGGAAACCAUUCGAGCAAAUCUUCCACAGUUCUUCAAGGAUCUUCUGAAGCCACAUCGAAGUCUUACUUAGCUUCCAGUCCGAACCCAUUCAGCCAUGCAAAUGCAGCGGAAACGAUAUCUGCUGCAAGGGCACCUCUAUCUGCUCCUCCUUCUACUCCUCGUAGAACUGGGUAUGUGUCCCAACAGGCUUCCGUUGGAUCUGCUUCUACUCACCGUGUGUUCGGAUCGAGACUGGAGCGAAUUAAGACCACCGUUAAUACCAUAGGGGCUCCUGGGAAGUUGGCAGCCACCACUCCUCCCUCUGCUCCACCACCGCCUGGAUCUGGCACAAGCAAAAUAGACAAAUAUGCCCGCAUUCUCUUUCCAGUAACAUUUGGGGCAUUUAACAUGGUCUAUUGGGUUGUUUAUUUAUCUAAGGACACUAUGGAGAAAUCAGAAAGUCUAAUGUAA
Messenger RNA from Callorhinus ursinus (northern fur seal), 1668 nucleotides. It is a transcript of the gene GABRA4, whose product is annotated as gamma-aminobutyric acid type A receptor subunit alpha4. The record is from RefSeq and is a predicted model, not a curated record. Gene Ontology annotation, biological process: chloride transport; gamma-aminobutyric acid signaling pathway; monoatomic ion transmembrane transport. Lineage: Eukaryota; Metazoa; Chordata; Mammalia; Carnivora; Otariidae. Gene Ontology annotation, molecular function: GABA-A receptor activity; extracellular ligand-gated monoatomic ion channel activity. Gene Ontology annotation, cellular component: membrane.